Molecule: messenger RNA, 1284 nt
Organism: Angiostrongylus costaricensis
Lineage: Eukaryota; Metazoa; Nematoda; Chromadorea; Rhabditida; Metastrongylidae
Source: the annotation of a GenBank genome assembly
AUGGAUAGUCCACCGAAUUCUGUGGCGACUCCUCCAGGCACCUCAAUCAAGAGUAAUGCUAGCAGCGUUUCGGAAAAUACAAGCACUUCUGCAACGACCGGUGUUACUGACUUUCCGGAUAUUCUUGCUCAAACAGAACAAGGCUGUACAGUUCUCAUAGACGGGAAUACUCUCAGGGAACUAUUGAACUCCUUCGAAUCGUACGACGGAAAACUUGAUCUCAUUCAAAACGUUAUUAGACAAUUAACAACUUUAAAAGAACGCUUGACGAGCGAGGAGCUCGCAAAGGAAGAUAAAGAGGAGCAAUCAGAGGCAUUCAUAAAGGAAGAAUCCCAGCAACAGAAGAUGCAAUCGUCGGAUACGCUUAAUGAUAUGCUUCUACGACAGCAGAUGAUCAUUCAUCAACACAAUCAGCAACGAAUUCUAGCGAUGAUGGCUCAGCCGAAUCUUUCAUUGCUGUUUCCCGGUGCACAGUAUGAACAUCUGCUAGGGAACGGAAUUAUUGGCGGUGGAAUGCCAACACUUCUCCAACAAAAUCUAGCCGCUUCGCUAGCUGCAGCAGCACCGAAACCUAAAUCGGAAAAAGCCGCCGACUGUCCACUUAAUCUCACAAAGGUGAAAACUGAAGAGAUUAAUAAGCACAGCCCAGUGAUCCCAGCCCUGCCCACAUCGCCGUUGACUACGUCAAAUAUGCUAGGUAGAAUUUCGUUCGGAAUGACACAUAAUUUUGCUUCCGACGCUUCCGCUUUCACGAACCACUCUCCUGCCUCCUCCGGGAAAAGCACGCCUGGAAUCGGUUCACUCCUUUCAUCUCUGGAACCUCCCUCUGCUGUUCGAACUCAUGCAAAGUCGCCAAAUCACAUCAAGAGACCUAUGAAUGCAUUCAUGGUUUGGGCUCGCGACGAAAGGAGAAAGAUUCUUAAGGCGCAUCCAGAUAUGCACAAUAGCAAUAUUAGUAAAAUUCUUGGAAACCGAUGGAAGUCGAUGAGUAACUCAGAGAAGCAGCCAUAUUAUGAAGAGCAAUCGCGUCUCAGCAAACUACACAUGGAGCAACAUCCUGAUUAUCGCUACAGACCACGACCAAAAAGAACAUGUUUGGUUGAUGGAAAGAAGGUUCGUAUCAAUGAGUAUAAGACAAUGAUGAAGAAGAAAGAGUCAAGCUGGUCAGAAGAUCAGUCAAUAUCUCCAUCAUCACAAGUGGAUUUUUCGGGUCUGACAGGUGCUGCUCUGUUAGCGGAUUUCACUCAUCACCACCAAUCACACAUGUUACAGACUGCUGAGUAG